GGAGUUAUGUAAGUUUCUCCCUGGAAGAGGGCAGGCGGGCGAGAAGAAGAAGAGAAAGAGAGGAGGGGGGAGGAGGAGAAAAGAAAGCCAGGUCCCCCCUCUUUCCCCCCGUUCCUUCCUUCCUGGCCUUGGGAAGAGUUCUCCUCCGCGUCCUCCUCCUCCCCUCCCGCGCCAAACCCACAUUAGGGGCGGGAUUCCCGUCCGCACGAUUUGCACGCGAGGGAGAGAAACGGGAAGGCCGCGCUGAGAGCCUGGCUGCUUCUGCCUCACCAGUUGCAUUGGCGGCCCCCUGUUGGAGCGCGGCGGCAUCGGUGGCCUGGAUUGCGAGCCCUGCUGCAGGCCUCGGACGGGCAGGCCCUUUCCCUCCAGGAUGUCUUCCUCGGGGCAGACGUCACGCCGGCAGUGGUGCUACCUGUGCGACUUGCCCAAGAUGCCCUGGGCCAUGAUCUGGGACUUCAGCGAAGCCGUCUGCCGGGGUUGCGUCAACUUCGAAGGCGCCGACCGCAUCGAGUUCCUCAUCGAGACGGCCCGGCAGCUGAAGAGGAACCACGUCUUGCAGGAAGGCCGCUCGCCGGGGCCCCAGGGUGCCAAGCAUGCCAAGGAUGGAGGCGGUGGAGCCGGCGGGAGUGGCAGUGGCAUGGCCUCCUUGGAGAGAUACGAGCGGGGCAGCGGGCGUCUCUCCGGGGGCGAAUACGCGCUCAGCCCGCGCUUGCCCAACGGUUUGGCUCGUGGCUCCGGCUCCGACGAGGGCGAAGGCAGUCGGCAAAGCCCCACGGCCCGGCGGGCGUUGCUCGGCCCGGUGCCCCCCAAUUUGGUCCCGCAAGGGCUGAUGGCCGGGCCCCAGGGCCUGCUAGCCGCCGUCUCCGGGUUGGGGGCUCGUCCGGGAAUCAUGGCAUCGCCAAUGCUAGGCGAGUUAGCCAAGCCGGCGAGGCUGGUGUACGGCGACUACGAGAAAGAGAAGCAGCGCAACAGCGAGUGCUUGGCGGAGCUGAACGAGGCCAUGCGGGGCCGGGCGGAGGAGUGGCACGGCAAGCCCAAGGCGGUGCGCGAGAGGCUGAUGGCGCUCUACGGCUGCGCCCCCUUCAACGUCCGCUUCAAGAAGGACCACUCGCUCGUCGGGAGGAUCUUCGCCUUUGACGCCACUCCCCGGCCCAGUUACGAGUACGAGCUCAAGCUCUUCACCGAGUAUCCCUGCGGCUCCGGCAACGUCUACGCCGGCGUUUUAGGAGUGGCCAAGCAGAUGUUUCAGGAUUGCCUCAAGGAGCCCGGCAAAGUCAUCUCGUCAGGGUAUAAGUACCUCGAAUACGAGAAGUGCCACGGCUCCAACGAGUGGCGCCUCCUCGGCGAGCUGUUCACCGAAAACGUCCGCUUCUUCCGAGAGCCGCCCUCGGCGGAGACAAUGCCACAGCAGUACCUCGACAGCAACUGCGCCAUGCCGCCCAGCCUCCUGCUCAGGGCCGUGCCGCCUACGCGGGCCGUGAUGCGCAGGCGCAAAGCCUCCCCCGAGCCAGAUGGGGAGCUGUCCGGCAAGCUCACCGGCGAGGAGCAACAGCAGAGGCAGCACUGGUUGGCACAAAGCUCGGCCGGCGGGAUGUAUCCCUCCGGCAUGGCCCACUUGCCGACGUCGGCGGUGCCGGAGGGAUCCUUGCGCAACGACCCCUCGCCCAUCACGGCUCUGAAGAACGUGGCCGACACUUUGGGGAAUAAAGAGGUCAAUCCGGUGCACUCCACCACCGCCCGGCAAAACAGCGCCAGCCCGGCUUCGCCCGCCGCGUCCGGCCAACACCGCUUGGUGCCCCGCAACGGAGAGCCAGGCCAAGCGACGACCACUUCCUCCUCCUCCUCUUCUUCCUCUUCUUCUUCCUCUUCUUCCUCCGGAGCCCACUCUUCCGGGGGAGUGGAGCCGAGCGGUGCCCAGAGCGCCCCCGAUUCGUCGGGCGGUGCCGGCAGCGCCCCGCUGUGCUGCACCAUUUGCCACGAGCGCCUGGAGGAUACCCACUUCGUCCAGUGCCCUUCGGUGCCCGGGCACAAGUUCUGCUUCCCGUGUUCUCGGGAUUUCAUCAAAGCCCAAGGAGCCGCCGGCGAGGUUUAUUGCCCAAGUGGGGAGAAGUGCCCCUUGGUGGGCUCCAACGUGCCCUGGGCCUUCAUGCAGGGCGAGAUCGCCACCAUCUUAGCCGGAGACGUCAAAGUAAAAAAGGAGCGCGACCCCUGAAAAGAGCGGCGUCCGUCAGUCCGCCCAUCGUCCGGGACAGUGUGCCAGGGCUGAGCGCUCUUCAGUCGCCCUCUCCGAAUUCCACGGUGGCCGUGACUGGAAUGAGUAACUUACUCCCCGCCAGACGCCGGCACCCUUUGCUUGACACCCACGGUGGACUAGGGCCUUGUCUGUAUAUAAAUCUAUUUUUUAAAUAAUAAUUUCCAUAGCAAGCUGAUAUACGAAGCCGCGUCUUACGUUUAACCAAUCGUUUGUGUUGUUCUGUCGGGGCAAAGAAUCCGGAGAGUUAGAAAAUAUGAUUAUUAUUAUUUUUAAAAGGGCAGCUGUUUGUUUAUCCAAGUAUCCUACCCCAGGUUCAUACCAUCCUGUUAGGAUGCCCUGAGAAAAUAUGAUUUUUUUAAAGGGCAGCUGUUUGUUUACCCAAGUAUCCUACUACUCCAAGUUCAUCCCAUCCUGUCUUGUAUCCCCAAACCAAAACUCCCUUCCUCUUGUAUCUGUAUGUUUCCCUCAACUUUCCUUAUCCCAUCCAAUCCAUUGCCCACCAUCCUAAAACCAGUGUCUCCAUUCUACUGCUCCCCGAGCAUUGUGUGUUUUGUGUGUGUGUACAUAUAUAUAUAUAUAUGGGACUAAAUCUGUGCAACAUUUAUAUAUAUAUUAUAUAAUUGACAUGGGCCAACUUGGGUCCUCUAGGUGUUUUGGACUUCAACUCCCACCAUUCCUAACAGCCUCAGGCCCUUUCCUUUUACCCCUCGGCCGCUUAAGCGGCCGAGGGGUAAAAGGAAGGGGCCUGAGGCUGUUAGGAAUGGUGGGAGUUGAAGUCCAAAACACCUAGAUGGCCCAAGUUUGCAAAUGUCUGAUAUAUAGAUAUAUCAAGUCCAGAUUUCUGUUCCUAGCCAGUUUUGAUUCUCUUUUAUUCUGAGCAGGAAGACGAGUCGGAUGGGAAUCGCAUUUUUUGGAGAGGAGAGGGUCUGGGAAAAGACGGGAAAAGUGCCUCUUGUGUAGAUUUUUAUGUCCGAAGCGGAAGGUGGGUGGUUUCCUUUCCCCCGUACCAAAAGACUUCAGCGUGCACACCAAAAAAACGAAGAGGAAAAUUAAAAAAUAUAAGUGGGAGAGAUGAGAAGGAACGAAGGAGCAAUUGGAUGGGAAAGUUCCCAGUCCAGCACUUAAUCCAAAUGAGUCUGAGAGCAUCGCCCAUUCGUUUCAAUAGAACCAGUGCGGUUUUCAAUAGAGGGACCAGUUUCUGGCCUUCUACAUGUUGGACUUCCGACUCUCAAAAUCCCUCGAUUUGGGGCGUCUAGGAGCCAAAAUUGGCCGUCAAUUGGUAAUACAAUUCAGAGGCCAAAUCUUCAUCACUGGGGACAGACAAACGGAGCCUAGUUCAAAACGAGGCUAUUUAUCUUAAUUCCUAACCCCAAGCAAAAUCGAAGCCUCGUAAGGGAUGGGAUUCUGUCGCAAUAAAUCAAUCGGGAUUUUGACUAGGGAGGUGUACAUAAAUAAACGUGAUUCGGAGAGGCGGAGGGAUCGGAGACAGACAUAUAUAUGUAUAAAAGUCUGACUUGCGUGGUCCUCAAGCUGUGUUACGCACCAAGAGAGGGCUCUGUGUAUUUUGAAUAUUGCGAUGGUGGGGUUCAAGGCGAUGCAAGAAGAAGGAGCGGAUUUCCGCAUUAUAUGGAAAAGAGAGAACGUUAAGUUUGGGGUUCUUUUUGUAUUUCAUUUACUUGUCUCUGUCAAUAAACUUGAUUAUCUUUUUUUCUCAA
Molecule: messenger RNA, 3969 nt
Organism: Anolis carolinensis (green anole)
Lineage: Eukaryota; Metazoa; Chordata; Lepidosauria; Squamata; Anolidae
Gene: irf2bp1
Product: interferon regulatory factor 2 binding protein 1
Exons: 1
Coding region: 371-2212 (613 amino acids)
Biological process (GO): regulation of transcription by RNA polymerase II
Cellular component (GO): nucleus
Molecular function (GO): transcription corepressor activity
Source: RefSeq, a predicted model, not a curated record